Messenger RNA from Tigriopus californicus, 1193 nucleotides. Its product is annotated as ER membrane protein complex subunit 2-like. Gene Ontology annotation, cellular component: EMC complex. The coding region runs from base 174 to 1043 and encodes 289 amino acids. The record is from RefSeq and is a predicted model, not a curated record. The transcript is spliced from 6 exons. NCBI's taxonomy places the organism in Eukaryota, Metazoa, Arthropoda, Copepoda, Harpacticoida, Harpacticidae. Gene Ontology annotation, molecular function: protein binding. Gene Ontology annotation, biological process: protein folding in endoplasmic reticulum.
GAGUGUUGUGGAUUGUUGACAAUUGUCCAUCCUUUCAUCUGAGUGUGUCCAUCCCGUGGAUCCGGUCCUUCCAUCCAUCUAUCUAGAGGCCCUCUAUAUCCAUCCAUCUAUCUAGAGGCCCUCUAUAUCCAUCCAUCAUCGAUCGGUCCGCGAAUUAAGCCCCUACGAUCAAGAUGAACGUGCAAGAAGGUCGCGAGUUGUUGCGGUCCUGGCGUGAGGACAACGUGCGUCGGAGCAUGGAUGUGGUGGAUUUGUGGGACUCGUUAUUGUCCCAAGAUCCAGAAGCCCUGGGCGACGAGAAAUGGAUGGUACUGGAGCAAGUGGCUGUGGCCGCCAUGGACGUCCAACGUCGGGAUGUGGUCGAGCGAUGCCUGAAGCGAUUAAAGGCCGAAUUCGACUUGGAUUCAAUCCGGGUGCGGCGAUUGUACGGCAUGCGCCACGAAAUGAUGGGUGACUGGGAGAGCGCCCUCAAGUUGUACGACACCAUCUUGGAGGAGGACUCGGCCAAUAGCUCGGCCCGCAAGCGCAAGAUCGCCAUCCACCGGGCCAAAGGCGAGCGGCCCCAAGCCAUUGGUGAACUCAGUCGCUAUCUCAAUGACUUCUUGUGUGACACGGAGGCUUGGAUGGAAUUGUGCGAUCUCUAUCUGGAGGAACGAGACUACGCUAAGGCCGCCUAUUGUUGCGAAGAACUCAUUCUUCAUAAUCCCAAUAAUCAUAUCUACUUCCAAAGAUAUGCCGAGAUCAAAUACACCCAAGGUGGGAUGGACAACAUUGAGAUGGCCAAGACUUACUACGCCAAAACCUUGAGCUUGAAUCCGGAUAAUAUUCGCGCACUGUAUGGCAUUUUACUGGCCUCGUUUCAGUUGGCUUCAUCGAACAAAAUGCCCGCUCCAAAGAAACAAGAAUUCAUGAAAAUGGUCAUGUGGAGUUCAAAGCAAAUUCAGAAAAGAUACCAGACGAAGAAUGCUCCAAUUGACCCGUCUAGAUUCAUUCAAGCGUUCGUAAGCCAACCCCCCAAUGGUCAAUCCGGAGCCUCAUCAUGAGCCAUAUUCCAUCGUUUCGAACGCUCUACGUCUGCAUGUGUUUUUUGUAUAUGAUUCGAGUGAUUUGUCCUCGCCUGAAUGAACACACAUGCAUUUCGAUGAUUCUAGUUUGUACUUUUCAAAUAUAGAUACCAAGGUUGAAAAGUCGAA